This is a messenger RNA of Musa acuminata subsp. malaccensis (wild Malaysian banana), 1340 nucleotides long. RefSeq lists its product as uncharacterized. Gene Ontology annotation, biological process: protein modification process. The record is from RefSeq and is a predicted model, not a curated record. Lineage: Eukaryota; Viridiplantae; Streptophyta; Magnoliopsida; Zingiberales; Musaceae.
AGAAACGGAUCCGGAUCCAUUUGUCCGUGCCCUAAAUCCCUCGAGUCCGCAUCGGUCGACGGCGUUGGAAUCUCUCGAGGUCGCCUGCGAUAGCUCGAUCCACAAGUGCCACCAUCACUCCGCUGUCCGUUUAUUGAUGGAGGAAUCUUGGGUUCCAAUUAACAACAAUAUCUUAGUCGUGAUGCAGCUCGGGAGUCCUCAACUAGCUGCUCGUUUAUGAUUUAGAGGAAGGAAAGAGAUUUUUUGUUGGAAUCGUGCAUCUGAGAAUGACUUUAGCUCAAGCUAGAAAUGUCGUUCUGCCCUGCAUGAAGCUUCUCAGGAUGUCAGCUGUGCCUAUUCUAGAGCAACUACAUCUGGAGGAAAGGUUGCUCAGGACAUCGGUUGAUAAUUGGUGCAUUGUUAAUGAUAGGACAAAUCGUCCUACUAUAGUCAUGGGAGUAUCUGGGAGGCCUUCAGAACUUAUUGAACUGAAGUCUGUGCUUCGUGAUCAAAUUCCUGUAAUUAAAAGAUUUACUGGAGGAGGCACUGUUAUUGUUGAUGAUGGAACAGUCUUUAUCUCUUUCAUUUGCAAUAAGAAUGCUAUCUCGGGGCUUCAACCAUAUCCUCACCCUAUCAUGUCAUGGACUGGCCAACUUUACAGCGAGGUGCUUCGAGGAUUUGGUGACUUCCAUCUCCGUGAAAACGAUUAUGCAUUUAAUAGCCACAAGUUUGGUGGAAAUGCUCAGUCCAUAAUUAAAGAGCGAUGGAUUCAUCAUACGUCAUUUCUAUGGGAUUAUGAUAUAAAGAAUAUGGAAUACCUAAAGCUUCCCACCCGUGCUCCAAAAUAUCGAUCGGCACGACCUCAUGUCGAUUUCUUAUGUCGGAUGAAAGAGUAUGUGCCAUCCAAAUCAACGUUUAUCGAAAGAACAAUCAAAUCUCUCGGAAGUUACUUCUUAGUUAAACCUUUUGAUUUGGAUGACAUUACAACUGAACCUCCCUGCACCCUGCCGCAUUCCACGAAGCUGUUGUCAAGACAGGAGCUGGAGGAUGCAUAUUCAUCACAGUGUGAGAAUUUGCCAUAGCUGACUUUCUGCUUGUGAUCAGGAUCAGAUACUGUUUACUCAGUUUCAUUGCUACAUGAGACAUUAAAUUCAGAUUAAAAGGCAUUCAUUUCUUCUGGGAUAAUAUUUGUCGUAUAAAAUGUUGCAUUUCCUUCUUGGGGAAGUUAAAUACAUGCCUUCUUGUUUUGACUUGUAUCUCCUGAUUCGACAUGUGGCAGUGCAGGCCUGAUUUCAGGCUUGCAUCAAUGGAAACAUUUGAGACAUUAUUAUUGAUUGAAAUAAACUAGUGUUUCAAAUUAA